Molecule: messenger RNA, 783 nt
Organism: Onychostruthus taczanowskii (white-rumped snowfinch)
Lineage: Eukaryota; Metazoa; Chordata; Aves; Passeriformes; Passeridae
Gene: XG
Product: Xg glycoprotein (Xg blood group)
Exons: 10
Coding region: 1-783 (260 amino acids)
Biological process (GO): T cell extravasation; homotypic cell-cell adhesion; positive regulation of neutrophil extravasation
Source: RefSeq, a predicted model, not a curated record
AUGGAUAUCCCAUCUUUGGAAGUGUUCAGGGUUGAAUAUGUCAGUGAACAAUCUGGUCUGGUGGAAGGUGUCCAUGCCCAUGGCAGUGAGACCCUCAGGUCUGGAGGCCAUGGAAACCUGCCUGCUGACUUAGUGUCCUCUGUCACAUUCCUUCUAGGUCAAGGUGAUUUUGAUUUAGCUGAUGCCCUUGAUCACCCUGAUGACAUAAUUACCAGGAAACCUACAGUGAUCAGAAGACCAACAAGACCUGUGUUCAACAAUGAUCUGCAUUUGGGAGAUGCUUUUGGUGGGGGUGACAUCUCAAGAAAACCUUUAUACCCACCUCUUCCACCACGCCCAGGAAGUUAUGGUAAUUCUGGAGGUUUUGAUGAUUCAGAUCUCCUCGAUGGAAAGCCUUUACCACCAGGAGACGAGCAGCAUCAUUUCAAUCAUGGAGGGAACACAGAUUCUGGUUUAAUAGCUGGAGUUACAUCUCCUGUAAUUUCUGCUUUUGUGAUACUGGUUGUUGGAUCAAUAGCAGCUUACACCGCUUACAAGAAUAAGAAACUUUGUUUCAAACCACGUGCAUAUACCAGUACAUCAAUAUACCAGUGUGCAGAUGCACUUUUAGGUGUCAAUUUCCCUUUUAACCAGAAUGAUGAUGAUGGUAAAUACAAAUUUAUAAUGAUUGUAUUAACUAUUUCUAGUAUCAUCAUUUCAGGGUGCGAGAGAACAAAUGCUGCAGCUUGGAGUGGCAACAGAGAUCUCUUGCAAAUUGUUGGAAAUAAAGUUUUAAAUAGUUGA